Molecule: messenger RNA, 2440 nt
Organism: Orcinus orca (killer whale)
Lineage: Eukaryota; Metazoa; Chordata; Mammalia; Artiodactyla; Delphinidae
Gene: GRPEL1
Product: GrpE like 1, mitochondrial
Exons: 4
Coding region: 23-709 (228 amino acids)
Biological process (GO): protein import into mitochondrial matrix; protein folding
Cellular component (GO): PAM complex, Tim23 associated import motor
Molecular function (GO): protein homodimerization activity; adenyl-nucleotide exchange factor activity; protein-folding chaperone binding
Source: RefSeq, a predicted model, not a curated record
GAGGGGUCAGCCGCCUCCGCGCAUGCCCCGUGCGCGCGCAGACCCCGCAGCAGUUAUGGCGGCUCGGUGCGUGAGGGUGGCGCGGCACAGCCUUCCAGCUUUGGCGUUGUCUCUCAGGUCCUCUCCUCGGCUGCUGUGCACAGCUACAAAACAGAAGAACAAUGGCCAGAACUUGGAAGAGGACAUGGGUCAGAAUGAACAGAAGACAGGUCUGCCCUCUGCAGAGAAGACACUGAUGGAAGAGAAGGUCAAGCUGGAAGAGCAGCUAAAGGAGACCAUGGAAAAGUAUAAGCGAGCUUUAGCAGAUACGGAGAACUUGCGGCAGAGGAGCCAAAAAUUGGUGGAGGAGGCGAAACUAUAUGGCAUUCAGGGCUUCUGCAAGGACUUGCUGGAGGUGGCGGACAUUCUGGAGAAGGCAACACAGUGCGUCCCGAAGGAGGAGAUUAGAGACGAUAACCCGCACCUGAAGAACCUCUACGAGGGGCUCGUGAUGACUGAGGUCCAGAUCCAGAAGGUGUUCAGGAAGCACGGCUUACUCCGGCUGAACCCCGCGGGGGCCAAGUUCGACCCCUACGAGCACGAGGCCUUGUUCCACACGCCGGUUGAGGGCAAGGAGCCAGGCACGGUGGCGCUCGUUAACAAAGUGGGGUACAAGCUGCACGGGCGCACCCUGAGACCCGCCCUGGUUGGGGUGGUGAAGGCGGCUUAGCGGCCCCCACGGGCUCCGGGGCUUUGUUACGAUCACUCGCUGACUCAGGCCACUUCAUCUUUCCUCAGCUGCGGGUGCGCGUGACCUUUUCCUAAACCUUGUUGCCAGGCUUUAGUGACCAGUGGCUGGACAGGAAGUAAGCCAGUUGCACAGUUGUGUUAAUGAACAUUCGGGAGUUACUAGUUCCACGUGCUCACAGGACAGGCCGGCGGGAUGCUACCGGACCCUAGGGUAUCAGGAAAAACACCGUGUCUGCUCAAACUCUGGUGACGUCAGAGUAUUUCAAAUGAAUAAAAGGUCUUCAGGAGUUCCUGCUGUUUGCUAGCUGGCUGCGCCGGCUGCACUGCGUCCUCUGCGUCUCACUGUAGCACGCGAGUUCCUGGACUGCUUAGCCACCACCCGUCACUCAGUGAAGGCAAGGCAAGAGUUUAAACAUUUUUCUUGCUAAGAGAAAUUGUACGACACCCUUGGCGAAGAACGCGUUUGCGUUCAUUUAUGAUCAGUUACCGUCUCGCUGCUAAGAGCGAUCGUCUUCUGGCUUUGGGAGGUGAGAGACCAGCGGGCACACCCUAACGUCCUCACCUCCUUAUUUUGCCAGUAACUGAAUUUGACACACUCAGUUACUUUCGUCCUGUUUUGUUCAUCUCUUUAUAGAAAGGUUUAAAUCUAUACCCAACUAGUUACUAAUGACCAGAAGGUACUUUCCCCCUAGUAAGAUGGACUUCCUUAGAAAUCUGAGGGACUGUGUGCUUGGUAUGUUUUAAAUGUUAAAUUUAAAAUUUUAUUUCAGAGGAUUGAAGCCCUGUUGUUUAUUUUCCUACGCUCUGCUAGCUGUGUGCUUUGGUGGAGGAGAUCCUUACUAAGCAGAGAAGUGUGGCUUAGCUUUCCGGGUCUUUGCUCAAAUCCUGCAGCUGUGCGCCUGACACACGUAAACGUGUUGGCUUCUGUCCCGGAAGGGGACCGUGGACACUUGGAAGCAGCAGUAAGGACACACGACCGGCAAGCGCUGGCCCUGUGACUCGCCGCCGGACCCUCCGUUCCUCGCUUGAGGGGAAAAGUUGAAUGACUGAGGUAUUCUUAUAAACGAGGGGAAAAAAAGUAACCUUCCACUAGCUUUGCUUCUAAGAGGUACUUCUAGGAUUAAAGGUCAAUACUACGUAAGAAAGGUGGGUAGUCGAUUUGAAAGGUGUAGGUGAUAUUCCCAUAAUUAAAAUUCCAAUUUAUACCAUUUCAAGAAAUUUCCCCCCCUUUUAUAAAUUUAUUUAUUUUUGGAUGCGUUGUGUCUUCGUUGCUGCGCACGGGCUUUCUCUAGUUGUGGCGAGCGGGGGCUGCUCUUCAUUGUGGUGCGCGGCCUUCUCAUUGCGGUGGCUUCUCCUGUUGCGGAGCUCAGGCUCUAGGCGCGCCGGCUUCAGUAGUUGUGGCGCAUGGGCUCAGUAGUUGUGGCGCACAGGUUUAGUUGGUACACGGCACGUGGGAUCUUCCUGGUCCCCUACAUUGGCAGGCGGAUUCUUAACCACUGCGCCACCAGGGAAGCCCGUCCCCCUUUUCUUUUAAGCUGCUUUAAAUAACUUGGUCAAGAGCAUAGCCCAAAACUAAAGGCAACAGUACAGCAUAUUGAGAAACAGCCCCGAGUUACGCCUGCUCUUUACACUGUGGCUGUGAGCACAGCCUUUCGCCUCCCUGGACUCAUCUGUAAAAUGAGGGUGAAUAAAGAAGUAAUUUUCAAACUAA